Messenger RNA from Hevea brasiliensis (rubber tree), 2740 nucleotides. Its product is annotated as oligopeptide transporter 1. Gene Ontology annotation, molecular function: oligopeptide transmembrane transporter activity. NCBI's taxonomy places the organism in Eukaryota, Viridiplantae, Streptophyta, Magnoliopsida, Malpighiales, Euphorbiaceae. The transcript is spliced from 7 exons. The coding region runs from base 368 to 2602 and encodes 744 amino acids. Gene Ontology annotation, biological process: transmembrane transport. The record is from RefSeq and is a predicted model, not a curated record.
UGUAUAUAAAACAAUGUUUCAUCAAAUAUGUAUAUAAUAACAAUUAACAGCUAACCAUUCCUCUGAUAAUGCCGGUUAACAUCAGCUGUUUCUGCCUUGAUUUUCAUAGGAGAAAAGGAAUUCAUGCCAUAUUCUUUCCGCCAACCAUUUGAGAUUCCAAGAAUAUUAGUUUUAACCUUUUUCUCUUGGUGUUUCUAUUGUCAUAGAAUGGAAUAUAUUGAAGAAGAAAAGCAUAAAAUAAGAAAAGAAUUAUGAAAUGAAGGAAAGAGAAAGGCUAGAGAUAACAUACUACCAACCCCAUUGCCCAAAACUUCUGUUUCUUGUUAGUUUAACCUGAUUCUUGUUCAGCAAGUUCAGGUAAAGGAAAAUGGUGGAGGUAGAAACUAAUGGGAUUCAUCCGCCAUACAAGGCGAACGUGCCUGCUGCAGAAGACGUAAAUGAUUCACCAAUUGAGCAAGUCAGGCUUACAGUUCCAAUCACAGACGAUCCAAAAUUGCCAUGCUUGACAUUUCGAACGUGGGUUUUGGGGGUGAUUUCGUGUGCUCUUCUGGCAUUCCUGAAUCAAUUCUUUGUUUAUCGCCAGAAUCCACUAUACAUAUCAUCAGUUGCAGCUCAGAUUGCAGUCCUGCCAAUAGGGAAGUUUAUGGCAGCAUCAUUACCAAACAAAAUUAUUUACGUUCCAGGAACAAAAUGGUCAUUUUCAUUGAAUCCAGGGCCCUUCAACAUGAAAGAGCAUGUCCUGAUCACCAUAUUUGCCAAUUCAGGAUCAAAUCCUGUUUAUGCAGUGAAUAUUAUUACCAUUGUUAAGGCAUUCUAUCAUAAGGAUGUACAUCCACUAGCAGCUUUUCUGUUGUCACUAACCACCCAGAUGCUUGGAUAUGGUUGGGCUGGAGUUUUCAGAAAGUUUCUUGUUGAUUCACCUUACAUGUGGUGGCCAGCCAAUCUGGUUCAAGUUUCGCUCUUCCGGGCCUUGCAUGAUGAUGAGACUAGGCCUAAGAAAGGCCUAACAAGGCUGCAGUUCUUUGUUGUAGUCUUUGUAUCGAGCUUCGCAUACUAUAUCGUUCCUAACUAUCUGUUUCCAUCUAUAACUGCUCUCUCUUUUAUUUGUUGGAUAUGGAAAGAUUCCAUCACAGCCCAACAAAUUGGUUCUGGUCUUAAAGGACUUGGCAUUGGCUCAUUUGCCCUUGAUUGGUCAACCAUAUCUAGCUUCCUGGGAUCUCCCUUAGCCACUCCAGGAUUUGCUGUAAUCAAUUUGUUGGCUGGUUUUAUCAUCAUCCUCUACAUCAUGAUCCCUAUAGCUUACUGGACCGAUUCAUAUGGAGCCAAACGUUUCCCCAUUUUUUCGUCGCAUGUGUUCAAUGCAACCGGGCAGCCCUAUGAUGUUGAGCUAGUUCUGAAUUCCUCCUCUUUCUCAUUCAACGAAUCAACAUAUGAUGCCUACAGCAAAGUCCAUUUAAGCAUAUUCUUUGUUUAUGCAUAUGGUCUCAGCUUUGCUUUAUUGGCAGCCACAUUGUCUCAUGUUGCACUUUUCCAUGGAAGAGAAAUUUGGCAACAAACAAAAGCAACAUUCCAAGAUAAGUUUGGUGAUGUGCAUACAAGACUAAUGAAGAAAAAUUAUGAAAUUGUACCUCAGUGGUGGUUUUACACAGUGUUGAUUAUAAUAGUCGGACUUGCCAUGCUUGCUUGUGAAGGCUUUGGAAGACAGUUGCAGCUUCCUUACUGGGGUGUCCUGUUAUCAAUUAGCUUGGCUCUCUUCUUUACUCUUCCCAUUGGCGUUAUCCAAGCAACUACAAACCAGCAACCAGGACUAAAUGUUAUCACUGAACUUAUAAUUGGCUACAUGUAUCCGGGCAGACCACUAGCAAACGUGGCUUUUAAGACGUAUGGUUAUAUUAGCAUGUCACAGGCACUUAUGUUCCUUUCAGACUUCAAGCUGGGGCAUUACAUGAAAAUUCCACCUAAAUCCAUGUUUAUUGUGCAGCUAGUAGGAACUGUAAUUGCAUCCUCAGCUUAUUACGGCACGGCAUGGUGGCUUCUCAGUUCAAUAAAAAACAUCUGUGAUCCUGAAAAGUUGCCAACAGGAAGCCCCUGGACAUGUCCAGGAGAUGAUGUUUUCUACAAUGCCUCCAUCAUUUGGGGUGUUGUUGGGCCAUUAAGAAUGUUUGGCCGUCUUGGUCUAUACUCUAAGAUGAACUAUUUCUUUCUCAUUGGCCUCCUGGCGCCAAUGGCAGUGUGGCUUGUGUCACGCAUGUUCCCAGAGAAGAAGUGGAUAAAGCUCAUUAACAUACCUGUAAUCUUAAGCGGUACAGGGGCGAUGCCACCAGCUAGAGCUGUGAACUAUAUAAGCUGGUUUACUGUAGGAAUUUUUUUUAACUUCGUGGUGUAUAAGAGAUACAGGAUGUGGUGGGCUAGGCACAACUACAUUCUUUCAGCUGGGCUAGAUGCUGGGGUUGCUUUCCUGGCCAUUCUUUGCUAUUUCACUUUACAACUCAAGAAUAUAAAUGGACCAGAAUGGUGGGGUUUGCAGUUAGACGAUCACUGUCCUCUGGCCAAGUGUCCUACUGCUCCUGGCGUAGUAGCUGAGGGAUGUCCUGUUUUGUGAUACCAACAAGCAUCGUUUUGAGCUCUAAAUGCUCCAUCACUGCCAUUCUUCAACGAAGAGAGAAUCAUAUGUACAUGUAUAUGGUAGUGAAGUGUGACUUCCGUUUGCAUAGUUUACCUUCUCUUUGCAUAAUUUAAA